This is a messenger RNA of Knipowitschia caucasica, 765 nucleotides long. The record is from the annotation of a GenBank genome assembly. NCBI's taxonomy places the organism in Eukaryota, Metazoa, Chordata, Actinopteri, Gobiiformes, Gobiidae.
AUGAACUUUGUCUUUGUUGUGCUGCUUUUACUCAACUUUUCUCGAGCACAUGGGCAGCAGAUUAUUGAGGAGAACCGAGAUGUUUUGUUGAGACUGACCUUUCCUCCAUUCUACAACUCUUAUGCUAAAUCCUGUUGUAAACUGUAUCCAGGAGGGUGUUACGUGCUGAUGAGCAGUGAUGGGUUUGUGUGUGAGUAUUUGGGAGGCAGAGUGACCCGGAGCCAAGGGGACGGCUGGGUCCAGUUUGUGAUCUCAAACGCACACUUCAGUGACCAGGGCUUUUACAGAUGUGCUGUUGUAGGAACCCCGAUCUACUCCGACUACUAUGUUGAGGUCAAAGAUACUUCCGAUCCUCUUCUAUCCCAUAAGACCACCUCCAAAGCUCAUGGUGUCUCGACAGAACUGGAGCCAACUGGACCCGUCGUGGAACAAGACCUGAGUGAUCCUCACAGAGAUCGCUGGAGUUUUCCCCUCUCUGCUGUUAUCUCUGUGGCUGCAGUGAUUUGUAUCUCUUCAACAACGGCUCUGGUUUUCUGCUGCGUGAAGGCAAAACAGAAACAGUCUUACACGAAACACGCUGAGUCAUCUCCGACAGACACAACCCCGGAAACCAGCACAAUCUACACCACAGUAGAUUUCAAAGCUCAUCAGAAGCCCAUAGAAAUAUACGAAAACCUGAGAUCAUCCGGCUCACAAGGUCAGCGUGCCCCGCAGCCGGUCGGCCAAGUGGAGUACUCCACUCUGGCCGUACAUCAACACCCAUGA